Lathyrus sativus (Indian pea) is the source of this 393-nucleotide messenger RNA. NCBI's taxonomy places the organism in Eukaryota, Viridiplantae, Streptophyta, Magnoliopsida, Fabales, Fabaceae. The record is from the annotation of a GenBank genome assembly.
AUGCGUUUCAAUCAUCUUAAUGCGCAUUGGAACAGAGCUUUAAACUUGGUUGCUGCUGAUGCCUCCCUCAUUUCAAAUCACUCCAACAAAGUUUCGAAGUCCUUCAUUCAUGACUUAGUAAUUAUUAACAAGUUUAAUGUUCUCAUUCAUCCUCCUCCAGCUCCUAAGAUCAUUGAUGUUAUUUGGCAUCCACCUUCAAGGGGCUGGAUCAAGUGCAACUCGGAUAGAUCUUUCUCCUCCAUUUUGGCUUCUUAUAGUGGACUGUUUCGUGACUUCAAUGUUGAUUUUCUACACGAAUUUGAUGAAAAUGUGCAUUGCAACUCUUCCUUGCAGGCUGAGCUUUGGGGAGUGAUUCGGGCCAUUGAGAUUGCUAAUGCUCAUCAUUGGAACUGA